AUGCUGGUCUCUUUCAGUGUCCCAUUCUACCUGGUGUCUCUACUAUUUUCCCCAGUGCGGGCUGUUCUAGAGGUCUUCGAGGUAUACCAGCCCGUCCCGACAGGCCAUGGGAGCGUUGGUUGCAAUGAGGCAAUCCUCCUGAUGGACCAUGUCUUCGGCUAUAGCUAUGGGGAACCAUACGUCGGGAUCUACGAGCCACCGAAUUGUACCUUUGACACCGUUCGCCUCAAUCUCACUGUCACUUCCAAGGGCACACAGUAUGAUCGCCUGGCGCUUAUGUACUUAGGGGACACAGAGGUGUUCCGAACAUCAACUGCUGAACCAACGACCAACGGAAUCAUCUGGACCUAUAUCAAAGACAUGUCUCAGUUCAACGUACUGUGGAAAGAAAAACAGAAAUUGAUCUUUGAUCUUGGAAACAUCAUUACUGAUGUCUACACCGGAUCUUUCAAUACCACUCUAACGGCGUAUUUCUCGUAUGAGGGCAAUGUCAGAACCCCUGAUAUUAUUCUUCCAAUAUCUGCGCGCAAAUCCGCACAAAAUGCAUCAAGUGACUUUGAGCUUCCAUCUGACAAUGCCACGGUGCUCUAUCAAAUCCCUCCGACAGCAUCCCGUGCAGUUGUGUCUAUUUCUGCAUGUGGCCAGUCAGAGGAAGAAUUCUGGUGGUCCAACGUUCUCUCUGCCGAUGAGUGGACCUUCGACAAUACCAUUGGUGAGCUGUACGGGUACUCCCCAUUCCGUGAAGUCCAGCUUUAUAUCGACGGCGUCCUUGCUGGCGUGGACUGGCCGUUUCCCAUAAUCUUCACCGGCGGUGUCGCUCCAGGGUUCUGGCGUCCUAUUGUGGGAAUUGAUGCUUUUGACCUACGCCAACCUGAGAUCGAUAUCACACCCUUCCUUCCCUUGCUCAAGGAUAACAAGUCGCAUUCUUUCGAGAUCAGAGUUACAGGCUUGAGUGUCGCAGAUGACGGAACAGUGACUUUCGCCGACACAGUUGGCUCCUACUGGGUGGUCACCGGCACUAUAUUCCUUUACUUGGACGACUCCAUGUCUCAAAUCGCAACCGGCCAGGCGCCCGAGGUGAACGCCCCGACGCCAACAUUCGCCGUUACGCGGAAUCUUGUCCAGAGUCGGAACGGGACAAACGAAACAUUGGCAUACUCUGUCGUGGCGGAAAGAACAUUGACAGUGAAGUCUUCUGAAUAUUCAUGGAGUCAAAACCUCUCAUACUCGAACUACGGAUAUCUGAACCAGCAAGGAUUGAGCCAGAAAAACAAUCAACAGACCUUCGGCUCUAACACGAUCGCUCAGCUUACUGGAAACAGAACUACGAACGAGGUCACGUUCGAGUAUCCGCUGAUUUGUAACACGACGUAUGGACUCGAAGAUGGACUUUCCAUUAGUGCCUGGAUCCGCAGAGGCCUAGAUAUCGAGUCGACCGGUGGGCUCGGGGUCUCGACUUAUACUUUUACCUCCGGGUCUUUGGAUCUGCAUACAGAACAACAUGGAACAGCGUAUUAUUAUGAACCCUCUGACGAUGAGAGUUCGGUCUCGUAUGGUGAAACGUUCGAUGUCUUUGGAAGCAAUGCCGGUGGAGUUCAAUACUUUCGGAACGUCCAUGCGGUAAAUGGUACUGUUGUAUCGUAUACUGACAGCUAG
Molecule: messenger RNA, 1656 nt
Organism: Aspergillus niger
Lineage: Eukaryota; Fungi; Ascomycota; Eurotiomycetes; Eurotiales; Aspergillaceae
Exons: 2
Coding region: 1-1656 (551 amino acids)
Source: RefSeq, a predicted model, not a curated record